UUGCUCUCCCUGCUUCUAGCGGGUGACACAGCGGUCAAAACAAGUUUGCUAGCGCACGCCUGUUCAUCAUGCCACCAAAGCAGGCGCCGAAAGGUGGGAAGAAGGAACCUGCGAAAAAGCCAAUGAAGCCUAAGGAAGGUGGUGGUGGGAAAGCCAAAAAGAAGAAGUGGUCUAAAGGGAAGGUUCGAGACAAACUCAACAAUAUGGUUCUUUUUGACAAAGCUACUUUUGAUAAGCUUCUGAAAGAAGUCCCACAGUACAAGGUCAUAACGCCCUCAGUAGUAUCAGAGCGCUUGAAAAUUCGAGCCUCACUUGCUCGACAUGCACUUGAGGAGCUAUGGCGACGAGGUUCAAUAAAGAUGGUGUGUAAACACAAUUCGCAACAGAUAUACACAAGGACAACGAAGGCUGAAUAAUUGUAUGAUAAUACACAUUUGGUAGUC
Molecule: messenger RNA, 443 nt
Organism: Heterobilharzia americana
Lineage: Eukaryota; Metazoa; Platyhelminthes; Trematoda; Strigeidida; Schistosomatidae
Source: the annotation of a GenBank genome assembly